UCAUGAACGAGAUUGCAUCAGAGCCUUCCAUUCGGACUGUGUGCGAAGUUGGAUUCAACGCUGGCCACAGUGCCCUGAGAUGGUUGCUGCGUACCAAAGCGAAGGUGUACUCAUUUGACUUGGGAAAUCACCCGUACGCGCGGCCGGCGGCAAUGUGGCUAUCAAAUCAGUUUCCUGGGCGUUUGGACAUGACCUGGGGGGACUCACUUGCGACAGUUCCCGCAUUUCAUCGGGAACAUCCUGAUGUGAAGUGUGAGCUCAUCUUCAUCGAUGGCGGCCACAGCUAUGAUGUGGCCAUUCGUGAUUUGAAGAACUUCGCAGCCUUGGCGAAUCUGAAGAACAAUGUCCUACUAUUGGAUGACACCUUCCUUGAUGAUGUCCGUCGAGCGUGGGAUGAAAUGUUGGACAUGGGCUAUGUUGAAGAGUUUCGCAGCUACAACGGGGAAAUUAGCGUGGGGAGCUAUGGCUUCACCUUGGGAAGAUACACUGAGCGCGCGUCGGAGUUGACGACGUUGAGGGAGACCUGACGGCGCCUGGAGAGAUUGGGCCAGGGCCAAAUAUCUUAAGUCAAAAAGAAGGAAGAGAUGG
Molecule: messenger RNA, 588 nt
Organism: Cladocopium goreaui
Lineage: Eukaryota; Dinophyceae; Suessiales; Symbiodiniaceae
Source: the annotation of a GenBank genome assembly